UAGGAGAAGCCGGGGAGCCGCGCGGUCCCGGAACUUUCCCCGGGUUCGGCGGGCCAUGGAGGAGGGGGCUAGCCCGGCGCCCCCGCUCUGGAACUGGGACUACCUGGAGCGCUGCUUCGCCCGCCGCCGUGUCUGCAUCUCCUUCGGCCUGUGGAUCUGCGCCGCCUGCUGCUGGAUCGCCGCCCACGCGCUGAUUCUCUACCUGAGAUGCACAAAGAAAUGUGGCCAAGACCAGUCGACACUGUACGCCGCGCUCUGCCUCCUGACGAGCCUGUGUGACACUUUGGGGGCGAUCCUGGCCAGACAGCUCACAAUCCAGGUGUUCACUGGGGCCUACCUAGCAGUUGUCGACCUCAUGAACUUUAUGUCCAUUCUCUUCCCUGUCUGUGGAUUCAAAUCCAAGUCGAAGUCUGGUCGGAGCAGCAGGGAGAGGAGAAGAAGGCAUCUUAGAGCCAGUGUCUUUGCCCUGGCUCUGCCGCUGAGCCUGGGUCCAGGCUGGGCAAUCUGGGCUGCUCUCCCAAAGGCUUCAGCUCCAGUCCGAGGGCCACAGAGGAGGCUGCUGGGAAGCCUUCUGCAGGAAAACCCGGAAGUCUUUGGCUACCUCUUGGGUGGCAUUGCUGCCCUUGGCUCCUGGGCAUCUCGGAUCCCUCCAUUCUCCAAUAUCUGUCGAGGGAAGUCACUCUCCUACAUCCACCUGUGGACUCGGUUCCUGUCAGCUCUGGCUGGCCUCCUCUACGCCUCGGCCAUUGUGGCCCACGACCGGCAGCCCGACUACCUCCUCCAGGCCACACCCUGGUUCCUGAUUUCAUUGGGCCGAGCUGCACUGGACCUCGCUAUCAUCUUUCUGUCCUGUGUGAUAAAGAGCAGGGUGAGGCGAGCCUUCAGAUUUGCUGCGGAAGCCAGAGAGAGCGCCGACACACAAGCCCUUUUGACCUGUGCAGAGAAGGAAGAAGAAAGCCAGGAGGCCAGGACCGAGGACAAGAACUCAGAUUGGGUGCCUCUCACCAGCCUGACACACUGCAAGCCUCUGAGGACAAUGACGGCAAUCAGUCGAUACAUGGAGCUGACCAUUGAGCCUGCACAGCCGGCAGGCUGCAGUGCCACCAGGCUACCCGGGGACGGACAGACAAGCAGUGGCGAUGCCCCCUUGCAGGAGCCUCCCUCCUACCCUCCCAUCCAGGUCAUCCAGGCCAGAGUGUCCUCAAGCAGCUCUUCCGAGGUCUCCUCCAUCAACUCCGACCUGGAGCAGAAGUAUUGGGAAGCCCUAAACUCGGAGCAGUGGGACCCUGAAGAUGUCAACCUUGAAAGGAACAAGGACAACACGGAGCCCUUUAGAUCCCAGGUGCACAGGGCCUCCCUGAGCCCAGUGGACCUGACCUCUGAUGACUAGCAUCCUCAAGAGCCAGUCCAUCAGUUCAGAACUGAAGGUCAGGCAUCUGCCAGUGACUAGAUGGGGACUCACCUACAGUGCCACCCGUGGUAGGAGUGGAAGCCGCUGCAGGAGCCUCCCGGGGAGUGAGGAACCCCGAGAUGUUACCUAGCUUGGCUAGUCUACACCAUGGCUCAGAAUAGAGCUAAGGCUGUGGCACGUGUGGACAGAUCUGUACAUGCCCAGUUUAAUCUAAUGAUUAGACUCUCACAGAUGGA
Molecule: messenger RNA, 1647 nt
Organism: Psammomys obesus (fat sand rat)
Lineage: Eukaryota; Metazoa; Chordata; Mammalia; Rodentia; Muridae
Gene: Tmem44
Product: transmembrane protein 44
Exons: 11
Coding region: 56-1390 (444 amino acids)
Source: RefSeq, a predicted model, not a curated record